AUGGCUCAACCUCUAUUCUGCGAUAAUAUCGGAAACAACACGAAUGACGCAACAUGUUGCGUUGUUGAUAAGCAAAAUUCGACUAUCUGUCAAGAGAACUUCAACCGCGCUAUCCUCCCAUUCAGCGGAGGCUGUCCUACCGGCGACUGUCUCAAGGACUGCUCAAAUACUACCCUUAUCUACCAGUCUCUCCUCCAGGAUGACCCGUCCGGGCCAGGUAACGGUCAAGGACCGAUACGACGCUACCAGACCUGCGCAAACGUCCCAAACGUCGCGAGCUACCUUUCACAAGGCGUGCUGAGCGAGAACAUCACCACGUACAUUGGCAAAAAUGUCUCGGCGAACGCAACGCCUGAUCAGUUGCAGGGAGUCACAAAAGCGGUUACUGAGUGUCUCACCGCUACGUGCAGCAAUGCGCGAAAUCCCACAGACUGUCAGGGGAAAUGCGCACCAGUGAAGUUGCUCGUCAACGGCACCAUACCGAAUAAGAGGAAGGAGAAAAGGAACAAGAGGAAAGCCCAACAACUUGAAGGCAGGCCAGAUGACCCAAGCAAACAAGACGAACGUGACAAUCGAGACCUAAAAUACUCAGACUCAAAACUUCCUCGGAACGAGAAAGAGCCACCGAGCCAUCAAGAGCUCUUCGAGAAGUGCAUCGUCGACUUCCAUAAAACGCAAUGCUACUUCAGCGCCACCAUACAGGUCGCCGCGCUGACCUACGGCAUCUUCGGCGACACAAACUUCCUCAUCACCUUCAUGCUGUUGCCCCUUGCUACGAACGGCGUUCUCCCAGUCGUCUUCACGUACUACCUCAUGGUCUACCGAACCGGCAAAGCUACCCUAGACACAACGCUCCUCACGACAAUAUGCUGGCUUCUCUCCUCCGUCGUGUACUGGGUCCUCUACAGCAGUAUCAUACAUAUCAACAACAACAUCACGAGCGAUGAGAAGAGGUAUCGCGCGUACCAGCAGUUCAUAUACAAAUUGUCAGCUUUGGAUGAGUGCGGUGGAUAUUCCGCGCUGGCGGUUUGUCCGGUCAACGAUCGCACGGGGUUGUUCGAGGAUGAGCUAGUCAAGGCUUCGAACAGGCUGAGAGCCUUGACGCCUAUCAUCUGGAGUUUUGCGACACUCUGCUUGCUUUAUACGCUUGCCGUCAAGACAGCAGCAUGGCUUACACAUCGCGAUGAAGCAAAGGAUGCAGAAAAUGGGGACGCUCCAUCUGAUCGGGCAAAGGAAGAUGAUGGGGCGGUUAUGGGACGUGCCGGCAGAAUUGUCGACCACAUCCUACAUGGGAAGAGUAAGACACUUAUAAUACCUUACUACGUCUCUACGCUGUGUUUCCUUGCCGGUAUCGGCAUGCAGCUAUCGCUACUUUCUAUCGUAACCGAAAAUGAGGAUAUGCAAUUAUAUGAGGUUCGAUGGCCACCCCCCCCAUAUGAGGCCGCGAAGCUUUCGAGGCAGCCGAGGAAGAUGGCCAUGCUGCUGGAUCUUCUCCGUAAUCCUUGGUGA
Messenger RNA from Didymosphaeria variabile, 1509 nucleotides. RefSeq lists its product as uncharacterized. The coding region runs from base 1 to 1509 and encodes 502 amino acids. The record is from RefSeq and is a predicted model, not a curated record. Lineage: Eukaryota; Fungi; Ascomycota; Dothideomycetes; Pleosporales; Didymosphaeriaceae. The transcript has 3 exons.